CCAAGAAUUUGCAAAGACAUGCUUUUUCAAAAGCUUUAAUAUUACGGAAGGCAAAAUAUCAAAUUAUGUGAACAAGAGUUAACACAUAUUAUUCUACUUUGUCUGUGUAUCAAAUUGUUAUGUUUGUGUAUAUGUGUAGGCAUCUGUGAAGGGCAGUAAUCAUGGUAGUAUAGAAGGCAUAUUUCUGGGAAAUAUUUCAGUUAUGCAAUACACAAUAUAUUUUAAAGCAAUGGCUGCAAUAUUAGAUUGGGUUUUAUCAGGCGAAUUGCAUUAAAAAUUGGUCCUUUUUGCAAGUUUGGUUAUAUUUUGAGAAACAGCCUGAAACUUGCAUAAAAGAAUAGAAUUUAUGUACAAUUUGCAACCUUUGAAUUUGCCAUUCUUCAUUUGAAUCUGAUUUCAGGUAAUUGCACCACAGACAAAUGGGCGUUCGGGGUUUAACAAAAUACGUUGACACUUUGCCUUGUGGCAAACAUGGUGUUUGGGAAUUUGAUGAACUACGGGACACAAACCUUAUCAUUGACGGCUGUGGUUUAUAUUAUCAUAUUUAUAACGAUUCCAAUCAUUUAAACAUUAAAUAUGGAGGCCAAUAUAAGCAGCUGCAAGACAAAGUAAAGGAGUUUAUUGUAAUGCUUCAAUCCAACAAUGUCGUGCCAUAUGUGGUUAUUGAUGGUAUCAUGACAAAAGAUGAAAAGAAGUUUCAUACGUCUCUCAAAAGAAAUCAAGAUCGUGUAAAGCAAAUGGAAGAUAUGUGGGGGACAUCAUCUACCAGUGAUAUGGUUAUUCCACUCCUUGUCCAAAUUGCGUUUGUGCAGGUUUUGCAAGAACUUGGUGUCAAAUAUGCUGUGGCUGAUUUUGAAGCUGAUUGUGAAAUUGCAUCACUUGCAAAUGAACUGGAUGCUCCUGUGAUGGCAAAAGACAGUGAUUUCUACAUUUUCAACAUAAAAGGUGGCUACAUUCCAUUCCAACAAUAUAAUUUCUCUUGCGGAAACAUCACAGUGAAAAAAUUCAAAUUCCAAAACUUUGCCAAAUACCUUGGCAUUGACCCUGGUAUGCUACCCCUGCUUGCCUCGUUGAUCGGAAAUGAUUAUGUCUCUCACAAAAUGUUGCAGCCAUUCAUGGAUUACCUUCAACAACCAACAGAUAAGAUUCCAGCCAUUGCAAAGUUCCUAUCUAAAUGCAAGCGCAAUGCAGCAUCAACAGUAUUUGAGGCUGUAGUGGAGUUAAUUCCAAGCGUCCAGCCAGAAUUUGAGCAAGCAUUGCGUCUUUCUGUUGAAGAAUACCAAAUGAAAGAAAGCAAUCUGAUAGGAUAUUUCAGCUCUAAUGACCUUAGUUGCAAUAUUGUUACAUUUAACAAUCAUUCUUUACCGCAAUGGGCUGUUCAGUUGUUUCGAGAUGAUUCAAUUGCAUCGUCAGGUUUCGCAUGUUUGUGCAAUCGAAAGAUUUUCCUCCAAACCCAAUGUGAGGACCCAUCACUGCCCUCAGCACAAGCGUGUGUUCAGGAUCUCAGAUGGCACUAUUAUGCCAUGCUUCAGCACUUCGAGAAUGCAGACAGUGGUAGAGAGUUGGGGCUGCCCCAAAGCAAAGCUGGUGCAGAAAGCCUGGUAACAGAGACACACCAACAAAGUCACCCUAGUGUGUCAAGGACUGAUACUGGUCUGACCAAAGACACCCCCCACCUUGUUGAAAUGAUAGAAGAAUUUCAAAUCCAGGACGAUGCAGAGACUAGCCUCAGCAAUACUCCCUGCAGACCUCAUCAAGAUAUUUAUUCACCAUUGGAAUGCACUAACAGAGAAACAAACUUUUCUAAGGAAAUAACUGUUACUGAGUUUGACAGAAAAGGGUCAACACUUGCUGAGAAAGAAAGGAAGGUUGACUUAACGCAGAUCAAGAUUCAGAUUGAUGGCAUACGAGAGAUGUCCAAUGAGGCUAAGAAAAGCCACUUAUUGAAGUUACUUGAUUCUGAUCUACCAUUCAUACACAAUCUUGCAAUUGAACACCAGUUAGUAGUGGCAGCCCUGAGGUACUGGAUAAUCAAUUGCGAUGUCAAUGAAAAGCAGCUGGCUGCAAUUUUGGUCCACUAUGUUGGUGAAAAACCACAGCCGUUAAAACCAAACAAAUCUCUGCAGCCAGUUCAUUGUUUCUCACAGUGGCAAAAUGUUGUGUACUGGACGGAAAAAUUAAACUCCUUGUUUUCAGCUCCAUUUCCACAUCUGCAAGCAGCAAAACUGUACAAUGGUAUUCAAGUGUGUUUGGUACAUGAGACGCUGAUCAGCGAAGAAGAUGUCAAGGCAGAGUUCAUGGUGAUCUACCCUGACUUAUAUCGCCUACUUCACAACGCCAUCACGAAAGAUAUACGAGAUGAUUGGCAGUUCAAGCCAGCGAAAGACGAGAAAAAGACUACAAGUAAAGAUUACUUGAAACGAAACCCAUUUGCUGUUCUGGGGGAAUUAGAUUCGGACUAGCUUUGAAAACAAUUUUUUUGUUCCACUUUCUGGUAAUUUGAGCGCGUUUUCAGCCAACUUACGAUAAAAGCGAUAUUUUAAAUGAUUUACAUUGUUUUAUUGUUAUAUAUAAUACAUAUAUCACAUAUAUACAUUUUAAAUAACUGAUUAUAAUAUAAAUAUACCGUUGUAAUUAUUACUAUUUUUACAGUUCUAACUGCUCAAUGAUUUAUGAUAUGUCUGUGCUCUGAACUCAACUACAGGCAUAUGAUGGGAUAAAUACAUUGAUAUUUUGUUAUGAACUUUUUGGGGAAUAAAAAGUGACAAAAUGCAGACUGUUUAUUCGUUCACUUCGCUGAAAACAUCAGUAAAGGCAGUAUGAGGACAACUCCACUGGGGUUGGUAAUUGGUAUAGUGUGAAACAUCCCAAGG
Dendronephthya gigantea is the source of this 2873-nucleotide messenger RNA. RefSeq names its product protein asteroid homolog 1-like. NCBI's taxonomy places the organism in Eukaryota, Metazoa, Cnidaria, Anthozoa, Malacalcyonacea, Nephtheidae. The transcript has 3 exons. Bases 420 to 2462 code for a protein of 680 amino acids. The record is from RefSeq and is a predicted model, not a curated record.